Molecule: messenger RNA, 1876 nt
Organism: Populus trichocarpa (black cottonwood)
Lineage: Eukaryota; Viridiplantae; Streptophyta; Magnoliopsida; Malpighiales; Salicaceae
Product: serine/arginine-rich splicing factor SC35
Exons: 10
Coding region: 162-1070 (302 amino acids)
Molecular function (GO): RNA binding
Source: RefSeq, a predicted model, not a curated record
UACUAUUUUUGCCAAAAAAAAAAAAAACUUUUCAAUCCCAUUUUUCCCACUCCUCAAAAUUCAAAACCCUAGCCCCCAAUCCGCCACGCACAGAACACACACACUCACUCCCUCACUCCCUCACUCCGUCACCCACUAGCUCAUCAAAGCCGCACAGCGAUAUGUCGCAUUUCGGCCGAUCUGGUCCUCCAGAUAUCAGAGACACCUUUUCUCUCCUCGUUCUCAACAUCACUUUCCGAACCACUGCCGACGAUCUUUUCCCUCUCUUUGACAAGUACGGCAAGGUAGUCGAUGUAUUCAUACCCCGCGAUCGGAGGACUGGAGAAUCGAGAGGCUUUGCGUUUGUGAGGUAUAAAUACGCUGAAGAGGCGCAGAAAGCAGUUGAUAGGCUUGAUGGGAGAGUUGUAGAUGGGAGAGAGAUUAUGGUGCAAUUCGCUAAGUAUGGGCCCAACGCUGAGCGAAUUCGGAGUGGGAGGAUAGUGGAAUCAUCUUCAAAGAUUAAAGGUAGGUCCAGAAGCCGCAGCCCUCGUCCAAGGUAUCGAGAUGGCUAUAGGGACAAGGACAAGGAUAGGGAUUACAGAAGGAGAAGUCGCAGUAGAAGCAAGGAUCGUUAUGACCGUGAUGGGUAUCGAGGUAGGGAUAGAGAUUAUCAUCCCCGAAGCGUGAGCCACAGCCCAGAUCAUCGCAAAGAAUAUGGUAGAGGACAUGAUGAGAAACGACACCGUCGGAGCCAGUCUCAUGGAAGCCCUAAUUCUCCAAGGAGCCCUUCUCCACACAGGGCAUAUCCUAGGGAUGGAAGUCCUAAUGGACGUAAUGAUAACAAACACUCACCUAAUGGAAGCCCUAAUUCUCCAAGGAGCCCUUCUCCACACAGGGCACAUCCUAGGGAUGGAAGUCCUAAUGGAUGUAAUGAUAACAAACGCUCACCUAAUGGAAGCCCUAAUUCUCCAAGGAGCCCUUCUCCACACAGGGCACAUCCUAGGGAUGGAAGUCCUAAUGGACGCAAUGAUAACAAACGCUCACCUACUUCAAAGAGUGUCUCACCUUGCAAUGAACCAGUUGAUUCUUGAGCCCAUUAACAUGAUACCGAUGAAUGUUGGGAAUUCCGUUCGUGGAGUAGUGUGUUCCUUUUGUAAGACUUAUGACAUGCUAGAAUUAUCUUUUUGAUGGAUGAAACAUUGUAUGUUGGAUUUAACCAACUUAUGCUUUUGAAGGUUACAUAUAUCUACGUUCUUGGUGCAUUGCUCUCCAAAUUUAGGCUUGAUCGAAGUUUUUGUACCUGCUCUCAUUGCCUGAUGCUGUAUGAGUCUCUCAGGUGUUUCUUGCUCAUUCACAUGCUAUUGCUUUCACAUUCCAGCUUUGUUGCUUGCCAUUGUCGAGACUUUACUACCUCCGGGUGGAUUCCUUUUCCUUUGUUCCUUCCCACUGUGAUUCCUUGGUUCAUUACUUCCCUUAAAUGAUCUCUCUUUCCGUAAUGAUUGUCGUGUCCAAUUCUAUUACUAAAUGUUCUAAUCAAUAUGAUUUCUCAUGGUUCAUUUAUAUUGGCCUUAUAUAGUGUUUUUUAGGAAGUGUGAAUGAUGCUGACUGGAAGAGGAUGCACCAGCUAUCGCUGCUACUCUGCCAUCAACGAUUUCAUAUUAAUGCUGGCCAAUCUGGUGUUUUAACAACUUUACUGUGACAUUGUCUUGAUUUGGCCCGGUGAUGCUGUGCUUUUUAUCAAGUACUUCUAGCACUCCACCAACCAAUAGUAAUGCAUGAGCAAGCUGAUAAAGAGCUGUCUUUAAGUUCUAGAUUCCCUCUUUUCUACCGAAGCAGCAGAAAGAUUGUCAAUUCUGUGCAAAUUAUUGAACUAAGUAUUUGAAUAUUUUGAUUCUCA